CUUUCCCGUGAUGCACUGCGCGAUUGUAACGUGUGGCAGUUAUGUUGGAUAAUAAGUAAUUUAAUUCGUAGUAAGUUCAUAAACACACGUUUAUGUGGUCGGAAUUUAUAAUGCAACCGACGUGUAGUGUGAGCAUUAAAAGUUGGUUAACAAAAAUAGCCCAAGCGGAGAUCUCCGGAGGGGACCGUUGUAACCGGUAACUAAGGCAACGACGAAUGACGUAGCUCGCGGGAGAAUAAACGUUAGAAGCUCAACGAGCUCGGACUGUUUACAUGUUGCGUUCACGAGUCUCAGUGGUUUGCUUUUGAACAUGGAGAGACAUAACUUGGGAAAAGAAAGGCUCAUAGUACCAACUGAGUUUACUUCGGUCUCAAGGAAUAUCCAGAAAGAUCUGGUACCCCCAUCGCAUUUUGCGUCGAGUGUCCAGUCCACUGGAGCACACAGAGGCGUUCAGAUCCCGGGGACAGCGCCACCCAUCUCCUGGAUGAACCCAGGCCUAACAUCAGUACCAUCAGAGGACCCCAGUCCUACCAAUCCAUGGCUUGCCAUCACUCACGCUCAACAGGAAGUCUUGGAGCUGAGGAAGGAAAAUCAGAGGAUCAUGAUGUUACAAGGAGAUAGCACAAGAGGAAGGAUGCCUGUUGAUUAUCCAUCAGACCUUAGGGCAAGAUUUGCAGAGAGAAGUGAACAGUGGUCCAGAUGGGAGUCAGAGUGGCAUCUAGAGGCAGAGAAGCACAAGGCAGAAGCUGAGAGGUUGAAGGGGCAAGUGGAGGCCCUGAAGGAGACUGCAGAGAGACACAGGGAAGAGAUGAGAGACAGAGACAGCACCCUGAACCGACAGAGCCAUGAGUUGGAAGCAAUGCGUGAGGAGCUAUAUAAGACUAAGACUGAACUCAGACAAAUCAAAGAGGAGCUUAUUCACAGCAGUGCACAGAAGGAGAAAAUAAGCUCACAGCUUGAACAACUAAAGGGAGAUUCAGGUGAGGAAAUUACAAAGCUGAGGAGAGAUAUAGAGAGGAGCAAAGAGGAGGCCCGGGAGCUCGCUCUGAAGGCUGACACGAGCAGGUUACAGGCUGAGGAGGAGGCCAAACAGCAUAUUCUUAGACUGUCAGAACAACUGGAGGAAAUGCACAAGAGGCAAGAGGUGGAGCUGCAACAGUUGACUGCUUCCCACUGUGCAGAAUUGGGUGCAGCAAGAAAAACAAACGGUGAACUACAGGACAGACUUCAAUCAAUGACCUCAGAAGUGCUGCAGCUAAAAAGCACUCUGAUGGAGGUUUCUACAGAGAGAGAUGGGCUGAAAGAACAUUUAAGCCAAAUGGGACAAGCUUUUGAGACACAAUCAGCAACACUGCACAGUCUCAGAAAUUACAUCGGCCAGCUCGCCCCAGAGAAAGGAGAGAAGGAACGAUUAAAUGACGCUGUUGAGAGGCUGAACAAAGAGAAAGCAGCUCUUGAGAUGACCAAUGAGCUUUUGACAGUGAGGUUGAACUCUGUGAAUGAGAUACUCACCCUACAAGAAGAGAAAAUGGUGAAGAAGACCUCGACAGGCCCACUUGUGAACAAUGGAUCUGAAGGUCUUCAAGUGCUUCAGCUCUGGCGAGAAAAAGUGUUCAGGUUAUGCGUCCAGCUUCGCUCAAAAGACAUUGAACUAAGAGGAGAGAAGGAAAAACUUCUUUCACAAGUCAGAUCCAUGGAGCAGCAGCUCCAACAGGAGCAGCACCAGGCCAGUGUGCUCCAACACAGUCUAGAUGACAGGGUAGCUGAGCUGGACCUGGAGAGAGUGGAAAAGGAGACAUUGAAACAAGACUUGGUACAGGCUCACAAGGAAAACUCACAGCUGAAGUCGCAGAAUCAAAAAGCAGAGGCUGAAUGUAAAACCCUUACAGAAGCAGUGCACAGGUUCAGUCUGGCAUUUAAGAGCAAGGUGGCAGUAGUGGAUGCAGCCCAAACAAGGCUCAACACUUUAACCCAGAGGCUAACCUUUGCUAAACGACGAGUGGAGACAAUCCAAGGUUUGAUAAUGAGGAGGGUGGCUCUGCAGAAAGUUCAUCAGGCCAGUAAACAGGCAGAACAGGCUGCUGACAACAUCACAAAGCUCCAGACAGAGCUCAGUUUGGUGUGUGAAGAGAGAGACAAGCUCACACAGGAGCUGAAAAGAACCCCAGAGCUCAUCGAGAAAGCACUGGCUGAUCUGAAAGAACAGUAUGAGGGAAAACUGAGGCAGCAGCAGCGGGAACUGGAGCAGUCCUGGAUGGAGGUCCGGCAGGCUGUGUCUGGCAGAGAGGAGGCCGACAAGGGCCUGCAGCAGAUCCAGGCCCAGCUGGAGGAGAGCAAAGUCAACCUGGAGAAACUCCGCUCUGAGCUGCUCAGCCAGCAGGAGGAGAGCGAGCGUGCACUGCAGGAGAGAGUGUCCGAGAUCAAGGACCGCUGUGCUGAGAAGCUGAGAGAGAUGGAGGUUCAAGUCAAUACUGCCAAGAGAGAGCACACCAAAGCAGUUAUGACUUUGCGGCAGUUUGAGAGAGAAGCAGCAAGGAAACAGGGUGAGAUGAGAGAAACUCAACAUUUGGGGAGCAAACACACAAAGAGGGAAGUCCAGAAUAAACAACUGAAGGAGACGGAGAAAGACAAAAACCUACUGCUGGCUGUUGCUGAGAGGGGGCUGAUGAGUGAGUAUACAACAGCUCACACAACAGCUCUACAAAACUCUGCUGCUCCCAGGGAACAUUGGGAAAAAUCAUCAGAGAGGAGUCGCAGUGCAGGAGCAAACGUCCAACUACCUGCAGGUGAGAGACUCUUGUCUGUUUUGGAGGAGCUCCACACUCUCAGUGCUGCAGUGGUAAACAGCUCUGAGGACUCUGCGGAGGAGGGACAGAGUGACAGCGUGGGACCAUCCACAGGCAGCCUGCACAGCUGAUACCUGAUGAUGAUUCACUGGAGACGGAGAACACACCUUUUAAUUUGUACAAAAGGUGGGCAGUGUUCAAGCUUUAAGGAGCCAAAGAAAAAUACAGCCAGUGGAAAGAAUUAGUUUGAGCCAAACAUCAGAAAACCAUGCCUAUUGCUACUGGCUGUAUAAGGAGAAGAAUAGCUAUUAAGUUUUUUCAAUACAUCUUGUGCGUCUGUCUGCAGGAUGACUUUUACUUUUAUUUAUUUCAAUCAACAUUUUGUGCUGUACAAAUAUUUGGAAAAUCUACUCAACGAGCAAGCUCUUCAGCUAAAUAACCUCCCCAGUAACACUAUGUUCCACAUUUCAUUUCUUUUGCUUAUUUUAAAUGAUAUUUGGCUUUAAACUUGGCCCCAGAAUAGAUUGAAUUGUGCCCACUGAAUUAAAGAAAUGCUUUAAAGUUUAAAAUCACACUUUGCAAAUCUUAUUCAGAGAAGAUAUAUUACAGAUAAACGUUUGUGUUUAUAAAAAAUAACUGAACAUAUGCUGAUGACUUUAAUAAAUGCAAUCUGUCAGAUAAAAAUACAGCUGGCAUAGCGCGCGUGAAUGAAAGUCUGUUCUGUUGACUUUGAUCCUACAAGUUUAUGUGAUGGUCCAAGUAUUUCUUUUUUAUGAGGAAACGUCUUUCAUUAUUUUCAAUAAAGUAUUUUUAUAUUGCAA
Messenger RNA from Dicentrarchus labrax (European seabass), 3607 nucleotides. It is a transcript of the gene cchcr1, whose product is annotated as coiled-coil alpha-helical rod protein 1. NCBI's taxonomy places the organism in Eukaryota, Metazoa, Chordata, Actinopteri, Moronidae. Gene Ontology annotation, biological process: protein export from nucleus; cell differentiation. The record is from RefSeq and is a predicted model, not a curated record. The transcript is spliced from 19 exons. Gene Ontology annotation, cellular component: centriole. Bases 311 to 2917 code for a protein of 868 amino acids.